Saccostrea cuccullata (small rock oyster) is the source of this 2339-nucleotide messenger RNA. Its product is annotated as inositol polyphosphate 5-phosphatase K-like. Gene Ontology annotation, molecular function: phosphatidylinositol-4,5-bisphosphate 5-phosphatase activity. Gene Ontology annotation, biological process: phosphatidylinositol dephosphorylation. NCBI's taxonomy places the organism in Eukaryota, Metazoa, Mollusca, Bivalvia, Ostreida, Ostreidae. The transcript has 12 exons. Gene Ontology annotation, cellular component: ruffle; plasma membrane; cytoplasm. The coding region runs from base 163 to 1407 and encodes 414 amino acids. The record is from RefSeq and is a predicted model, not a curated record.
CUUGUAAUGUUAUUGUCCGUAUCACAGCUGGACAGAGGCUGACCAUAAUCCGUGAUGAUGUAAUACAACAAUAGUAGCAUCACGCUUUGCUUACUUUAAUGUUUGUUUACAUAGUUGAGGGGAAACUGAUUUGCAGAACUGCUAAACUCUUGGAAAGUGAAAAUGUCUGGUGAAACGAAAACAUUCAGUUUAAAGUUAGUGACCUGGAAUGUAGGAGAUGAAGAACCUCUGGCAGAUUUUACAGAAUUGUUGGAUCUAAAGGCAGAUUCUCUACCUGAUAUUUAUGGUAUAGGAUUGCAGGAGCUGGUAUCAGGAGAGUUUGCUGCAUAUAAAAAUUCAUGGACAACUCUCUUUACGGACAUUUUAGGCCCCAGGGGAUUUUGUUUGAUAAAGGCAGUGAAAAUGCAGGGCCUUCUGCUUAUAGUGUUUAUCAAGAGAGAAUACAUUCUCAGUGUAACUCAUAUAGAGUCUGAAAUAUCAAAGGCGGGGAUGGGAGGAUGGUGGGGAAACAAAGGAGGAGUCAGCAUUCGAUUUGAUCUGAACGGAGUUAAUUUAAUUAUCGUUAAUUGUCACCUGGCAGCUCACAUGAACAACUCAGCCGAAAGGAUCGAGGAUUUUUUCACUAUUUUGGAUACUCAGAAGUUCAGAGAUAAAGAUGUAGAUCAUAUAUUUGAUCACGAUUUCAUAUUUUGGAUGGGAGAUCUCAACUUCAGAAUUGACAAUUACACAAGGGAAGAAGUAGAAAAAUAUAUCGAGAAGAAAGAUUUUGAAACUCUUUUAAAACAAGAUCAGUUGGUUAAAUGCAGAGAAGAAGGCCUCAUUUUUUGUGAUUUUGAAGAGGGAAAAAUUGAUUUUCCUCCCACGUACAAAUUUGAUAAAGGAACGGAUGAUUAUGAUAGCAGUGCUAAGAAGCGAGUACCAGCAUGGUGUGAUAGAAUCCUGUGGCAGGUUCAUGAGGAUGCCUUUGAGAAAAUAACACUAUCAGCUGAUCUACUAGAGUACAGAUCUGUUCCUUUCUAUGUUUUAAGUGAUCACAAACCAGUGGUGGCAACUUAUAAAGUUAAAGUAUUCCCAUGCCAGCGAUUUCCAGCACCAGUAACCUUUGAUGUCGAGAAAUGUUGGAAAGCUGGUCAAAGUGCAACAGUUAAAUACAAAAUGAAAAAAGACUCAGAACUAAUGUCCUCCAGUAGAGAUUGGAUAGGACUGUAUAAGAGUGAUUUCAAACAUCUACAUGACUAUGUAACUUAUGUGUGGGCCAAGGAGUAUGCAGAGAGAAGUCCUGAGGGGGUGGAGGUGACAUUCCCAGGGCGGUACCUUUCUUCCCCAGGGACCUACAGGGUGGCCUACAUCAGUAAUUACAAGGACACAUUGUUAGGGAUCAGUGAGGAAUUUAAGAUUGUAACCUGAGUACCUCGAUGAAGAAAACAUUUCCAGUCUGGGCAGCAUCCUGAUUUUGACUUGCCAAAAAGAACAAAGAAAUCCAAAGAAAGUGAUAUCAAUUAACAUGCUUACUUAUUUGAUAUAUAUAGAUUUUUUUUAUCUCAGGAAACUGAUCAAUUUAAUAAAAAAAAUGAGUAUUUUUGCUAUGGAUAGUUUAGCUUACUGGUAUGGAAAUUUUGACCAGAGAAUUUAUGUAAACAGAAAAAGUGCAAUUUGUGGUGCAGCCUCUUUUGUGCUGGAUUAUUGAGGUGAAAAUACUAGGUAUGUACAAAAAAGCUACAUAUUAAAGUGCUCACAGCAGAACUCAUAUUAAAAACAUUUUUUUUGUACUACUGUGCACAGCUGUGAUGGGACAUCCUGCAUUUGCUUUUAAGAUCAAACCAAAUAUUUAAAAGAGAAGAUAAUGAAAUGCUUGCUAUAUAAACCUGACAUGAUAAUGUUUUGGAAUGAGAUGAUCAGACAGCUGUAGAAGAACAAUGACCUUUCUCUCCUGUGUUCAGAUUUUUCUUACCUACUUUUUUGUACCAAUGUUUUUUUUUGUUUUCUUUCUCUUACAUCAUUACAGUUCAGUUGUUGGUACACAGGUAUUUAUUGUUGUUUUAAUCACAGAGUUGUGUAACUUGUGGUAUAUGAAUUACUUGGCUAUGAGUUAGAUAAACCUAUCCAAUAUUAAUAUGGCUAUGGUUCAUAUGUUAUAAUUGUCAUUCAUAUUUAUGUAUUAAAUGCAUGAGUUAGAGUGCCAGGUAUUCAGAAACAAGCUACAGGAAAGAAAAACACAAUUCUGAGAACCCUGGAAUCAUUUUAAUUCGAGGGGAUCAUUGUGCAUGGACAAGUAAAAUUUUGCUAGUUCUCGAGGACAUAAAUGCAUGGGUAACUCUUACAGUACUUGCAAAAGAUUC